Molecule: messenger RNA, 2558 nt
Organism: Nothobranchius furzeri (turquoise killifish)
Lineage: Eukaryota; Metazoa; Chordata; Actinopteri; Cyprinodontiformes; Nothobranchiidae
Gene: sdsl
Product: serine dehydratase-like
Biological process (GO): L-serine catabolic process; L-threonine catabolic process
Molecular function (GO): threonine deaminase activity; pyridoxal phosphate binding; L-serine ammonia-lyase activity
Source: RefSeq, a predicted model, not a curated record
UUUUGCGAGAUAUCGCGAGAAAACACUCAGGCCUAAUUAUUUAACGUACUUUUUAGGAUCUCACACACUAUUACAAAACAACACUUUGUAGAAAACAAGAAAACAUCCGUAGUUCUUAGUUGUUUUCCCACUUGCUGAAUCAAAGUAAUUAUCAGCGUACUUGUAAUAAAAGCUGGACUUUGGUUGCGAAUCAAAGUUCAAUCUUCUCAGGUCUAGAUCAGCAGCGACGUUAACAGGUUUUCUUCACCAUGCAGGAACAUUUCCACCUGAACACUCCUCUCCUGGAGAGUGUCAGCAUGUCUAAACUCCUGGGAACCACCGUCUAUAUGAAGAUGGAGAAUUCCCAGCCCUCCGGUUCCUUUAAGAUCCGGGGAAUCGGACACCUCUGCCAGCAGCUCUCCGGGCGGUCCAGAGGAGUUGUGUGUGCUUCAGGUGGGAAUGCAGGAAUGGCUGCUGCUUAUGUUGCCAGGAAAAUGGGUGUUCCAGCCACCAUUGUUGUCCCGUCCUCGAGUCCACAGCUGGUGGUCCGGAGACUCCAGGACGAGGGUGCUACUGUCAGGAUUGUUGGGAAGGUUUGGGACGACGCCAAUGCUGAAGCUCUCAGACUGUCAGAGUCUGAGGGUCUGACCUUCGUCCCUCCGUUCGAUCACCCCUUUCUGUGGGAAGGCCACGCCAGCAUGAUAGCAGAAGUCUCCGCCUCUCUGGGUUCUGGUGUGAAGCCAGGGGCCAUCCUGCUGUCUGUGGGUGGGGGGGGCCUGCUGUGUGGGGUCAUCCAGGGCAUGAAGGAUGUCGGCUGGAUGGACGUUCCCAUCAUCGCCAUGGAGACGGUGGGGGCGGACUGCUUAAAUGCUGCUAUAAAGGCAGGGAAGGUGGUGACGUUGGAUGGCAUCACCAGUGAGGCGAAGUGUCUGGGAGCGAAGACGGUUUGUCAGCGAGCGUUCGAGUACAGCCGGAGCGGCGAGCCGAAGAUCAUCUCUGAGCUGGUGACGGAUCAACAGGCUCUGACCGCCAUCGACACGUUCCUGGAUGAGGAGCGUGUGCUGGUGGAGAUGGCUUGUGGGGCAGCAUUAGCAGCCGUCUACAGCGGACUCAUACGCAGGUUACAGGAACAAGGUCGUCUGCCGACGCCGCUGCGCCCCCUGCUGGUGAUUGUGUGUGGCGGCAGCAGCAUCAACAUGGGAGAGCUGAGCGCCCUGAAGGAAAAACUACACAUUUAGAUUACGUGAAUGGGUCCAGGUCCAUAUAAGGAAUCAGCAGCUGGUUCUGACGAGACGCUGGAGGUUUUUACACAACGUGUUUGAGUUUUACAGGAUUUCCCUGAAUGCCUCGCAGCAGCAGGAUGAGCUGAGGCCAGGAUGAAGGUUAGAAGACCCUGACCCCAUCAGCAAGAGCAGCAGCACAUAGUUCAGCCCCAAUAAGAGAAGAAAUAACGUUUCAUUUUACCAACAGUGAACAACCAGAAAUGUAGAAGAAUAAAAAUCUUAAUUUGAAAACAUAAAAGUUUAAAUUUAGCAUCAUUAUUUUACUGAUCAAUUAUUUUAGUGUUUAAUGUAGUUAGCAUUCAUUUCGGAGCAGAAACCUUCAUGUCUUCUACUAAAAAGCAGAUUUAUGAGAUCUGUUCAUAAAACAGAUCAAGAUAAAACACACAUGCAUGUAUCAGACCCAAAAACGUCCACCAGAACCAGGAAGUCUGAUGGUACCAGAGCCUUUUACAGCUCACUGCUACACACGUCAACUCAGAAUUCAAAUAAUGAUUCGUUCUUUUCAUCCAAUGAUUUCAUUUCAAACAUUUAUAAUUUAAACUCAUAUUUUAAACUAUAAAUGUUUACAUUAACCUCCUGAGACUUGUUUUUAUGUGUUUUUCUUAGUUAUUUUAUUAUGAGGGUUAGGGUUAGCCUGCCAGGUUACAUCUUUCUGGGAGUUUCAAUAAAAUCUGGUUAGUGACAUUUGAAAUUAACAAGCAGGUUUGGCAUUUUUCGUGUGAUCUGAGACUGAUGCGUUGGUGAAUAACAUCUACAGACAAUCCCAACUGUAGCACAUUAGAUUUGGCAAAAUGACACAUUAUUCUGGCAGAGUAAUAAAAAAAGUGAUAUUCAAGCAGAUUUUAAAUUUCAGAGGCAAAUUGGCCGUAAAAACCCUCAAUGUUAAUUAUGUGUAAAACAAAAUAAAUUGAUCAAAUGUGGAAACCAUGUAGUUUAAUUAAUUGAGCUAAUAACUAAUAAUUUUAUAUUGGACAUAGUUCAUUAGAAACUAUAAAGCUAUGGCAGUAAAGUUUUUUUAACUAAAUAUAUUUAUUUUAUUUGAGCUGUUAGUAACCCUCCACCGUGGGUGUAGUUUCACCUAGUUGCCACCAGAUGGCGUUUUAGUGCAGUUAGCUAGCUGCUUAGAGUUCCUGCUUUAGCUCGUUGAUUUAAUCUUGUUAAACAUGAAUAAAUAAAAUAGAUUCGUUGAGUAUUAGUAGUAAAGUCGUUUGCAUAAGUGAAGUCGUUUGUAUAAGUGAAGUCUUUCUGGCUUUCCUGUUAACUACGCUGUCAACAAUAAUUAAAAACUCGUAGACA